Trematosphaeria pertusa is the source of this 1300-nucleotide messenger RNA. RefSeq lists its product as uncharacterized. Gene Ontology annotation, cellular component: nucleus. Gene Ontology annotation, biological process: tRNA N1-guanine methylation. The record is from RefSeq and is a predicted model, not a curated record. NCBI's taxonomy places the organism in Eukaryota, Fungi, Ascomycota, Dothideomycetes, Pleosporales, Trematosphaeriaceae. The transcript has a single exon. Gene Ontology annotation, molecular function: tRNA binding. The coding region runs from base 28 to 1197 and encodes 389 amino acids.
CUUCUGCUCCCGCACAACACACUUAACAUGGAGUCGGAAGAGCGGCCUGCGAAGAUGCGCAAGUUGGAGCAUUCUGUGGAGGAUGAGCAUGCUGACAUUGCGGAUGCUGGCCUACUGGACGGGCUGGAAAGUGCGGAAAACACCGAAACUCCAGAUCAAGCAGCGGACGGCGAGGACGCUGCACCAAAGCUGUCAAAGAACCAAUUGAAAAAGCAAAAGCGCCUCGAGCGCUGGGAAGCUGGCCGCGAGGACCGUAAAAUCAAACGCAAAGAGAAAACGAAAGCGAAGAAAGAGCGAAAACGCGAAGCAUGGCAAGAGAGUCGAGCCAACGGCGAGGAGCCUCAAACUCUCCAAACAAAGGCUCCACGACGAGGAGAACCUCCAGGGACCCAAGUGCCAAUUAGUGUCAUCUUCGACUGCGACUUUGAGGACCUGAUGUUCGAUAAUGAACUAAAGAGCCUGGGACUGCAAAUCACGAGGUGCUAUUCUGAUAACCGCAAAGCGCCGUUUCGAUGCCAUCUUGCCGUGUCAUCCUUUGGAGGAAAGCUGAAGGAGCGAUUUGAUGGGAUUUUGGCGAAGCAGUAUACAUCUUGGAAAGGGUUUAGGUUCUUCGAGGAGGAUUUUGUGCAUGCGGCUGACCAGGCGAAGGAGUGGAUGAAGGGUGGAAUUGUUGCUGGUGCUCUCAAAACAGGAGAGGACGUGAAUGGAGAGCAAGAGACCGACCACCAAAACGCAGAAGAGGAGGGCGAAGUCGUCUAUCUAUCGGCCGAAAGCGACGUCACUCUCGAGCGGCUCAAACCCAACAGCACGUACAUCAUCGGCGGUCUCGUCGACAAGAACCGCCACAAAGGCCUCUGCUACAAACGAGCCAUGAACCGGGGUGUCAAGACGGCGAAACUACCCAUUGGCGAGUUCUUGCAGAUGAAGAGCCGGCAGGUGUUAGUUACGAACCAUGUUCUGGAGAUCAUGCUCAAGUGGUUAGAGUUUGGUGACUGGGGCAAGGCGUUUAUGGGGGUCAUUCCUAAGCGGAAAGGGGGUGUAUUGAAGAGCGAGGCGCAAGACGGGGAUGAGGAGGAGGAAGAGACACCGGGGCGUGAUGUGGAGGAAUUCUCUACUCUUGAGGAAGUCGACCAGCCCCUAAACCACGGGCAUGAGUACGUCGCGGGGGACGAAGCCCGCCCUACGCAUACAGGGUGAAACAAGGGGCUGAAGGAGUCAUGACCUGUAUUGCCUGCGUGGAACUUCGCAGAAUCAGAUAAAAAAAGAAAGUUCGCGAGGUUUCCUAGACAUUGUGUUUACA